UCUCUAUCAGUUGGUGAAGGCUCCUUCAGAUAGCCAAACCCGUUGAUUACUUUAUAUUGUGGGGUAGAAGUGACAGUGGACACUGCAGGAAGUCCCCAGAGUCAUUGCCGGUGCUGCUUCCUCGAGUGUGAGUGAGACCAAUGGUUGUGAUUGGUAAGUGGCUCACAGGACACGUUUUUAUCUGUGGAUAUUCUCUUCAUAUCGUGUCUCUCUGUACAGCACCCCGCAGUAGUGUGCAAACCAAUACAGGGAUUUCUGCCUUCCCUGUGUGAAGGGGCUUGAUUUCCUCCAUCUGGAUGCUUAGUGCUGCGUCUGUUUCCAUUACCUGGCUACUGAGACAAUCAGCUCAGGCCCUGCCAGAUUGUCUCUGACAGCAGCUCCUAAUCAUUAUUUAUGCUUUUGGAAUUUUUUGUCAUUUCAAAAACCUUCCGUCUACUUCGAGCUAGGAUUUUUGAUUUGUGUAAUAUAUGUAUAUUCUCUUUUCCUCUUUGUUGUUUCCCCUGCCUCUCCAUUUUGUUUCUUAAAAUAUUCUGUAGUUUUGUACAAGAUGAGACUUAGCCUUGGGUACUUCUUGCUAAAUCUUUAAUGCUUUGUAAAUAAAAUGAGAUGAUUAUUAAACCACAAGUACAGAUGUUUGUAAGCUGCCUGCCUCUGGAGCUCAGCAGCCACUUUGUUUUGUGGCUUAUAGAAUUUAAGUGUGGAGUUUAGAUCUUUCUCUGGUCAUUUGGGUCUGGGAAGGUCAGACAGUUUGGAUUUCUUCCUUUGUACAAACUAGAAAUAAAUGAUUUGAGCUAAAAGCUGGUGUUAAUUAAUAAAAGGUCAUCUAGAAUUUCUUUUCAUAUUUUUUAACUCAGUACAAGCUUUGAAGAGGCCAGUGCUAGGCAUUCUGAGAGGUUACAGUAACAUGUCCUGGAGGGUCUAGCCUUCCAAGGUCUUUGUUAGCCUAAAUAUAGUUACACUCUUUCUUGAUAGUCAUUUUCUCUGAUUAAGUAACUUUAACAUCCAUAUUGAAUAUUCACUGUCUCAUAAGAAUAAGAUGUCUCAGAACUCUAGUUCCCUUGGGUCUUAAACUUCUUAAGGUUGCAACCCUUUAAUACAGUUCAUCUGUUUGUGGUGACCCCUCUCCACCUUUAAAUUGUUUUUGUUGCUACUUUAUAACUGUAAUUUUGCUACUGUUAUGAAUCGUGAUAUACUCAGUAUAUCUGGUAAGUGACCCCUGCAAAAGGGUCGUUCAGUACCCGAAGGAGUUGUGACCCACAGGUUGAGAACCACUGCUCUGUUGGUACUGUUUUAACUAAUACCAAAUCAGUCUACUUACUAACCAUCCUGUCUUGUCUCUAAGAACCCAUCUCUAUCAUCAUAGUUGUUUCAUAGCAACCUUCAGUGAUGUAAACAAACAGUGAGCUCCUCUGUUCUGCAAGGUAAAUAGAGCAUUCUAGAGUCAAGCAGCUUCAGCAUCCUGGUUCCCUUGGGAAAGAGAGUACUUGGAACAAGACAACUGCCUCUGGGCUGCCUCCGCCACAGUCUCACUUGCUCCUUUGGAAGGGUGUGGUAGGUUAAAUUUUCACACACACACCCUUUAGUAUCUCUAAAACUCCUCUGUAGCUGAAAAUGCCUGGAACUUCCGAUCUUGUUGGGUGCUGGGAUAAGGAAUUUGCUGCCACAUCCAGUUUGUGUGGUGCUGGGAAUCAAACCUAGAGCUUCCUACACGCUGGGCAGUCACUCUGCCAGCACUCUGUUGAGCUUCUUUUCUGUUGAGAACAGUGGUCUCCUCCUGUAGCCCAGGCUGGCCUUGAAUUUGCCAGCAACCCUGCCCCUGGCCUCCAGGUGUCAUCACACCUUGCUUCCCAGUCCUUUUGGAGGUGGGUGGUCCUUGGACUUCCCACAGGGCAGGGAACCCUGAUUGCCCUUUGGGCUGACGAGGGAGGGGGACUUGACUGGGGAAGGGGGAGGGAAAGGGGAGGCGGCAGUGGGGAAGAGACAGAAAUCUUUAAUAAAUAAAUAAAUUAAUUAAUUAAAAAAAAGUUUUUACAAAUGAAGGUAGUUGACACUGGGGGGAGGGGGGAAGUGUUUUUAGUGCACUGUUCAAAGCGACCGUCCUGAAACUGGACAGGGCGAUCUUAGCUUACAAAGAAAGAAAAAUGGAAAUUUGGGGAGUCAAGUCCAGAGUUAUCUUUUCAGCAGCUGUGGUUUAGGGACAUUCACAAUAGAGAGUUCAAGGUAUUCAGAUGAACAUUGCAACCCAGCCCCACCUCACCCCUCCCUUAAGACUGGUUUUUGUGUUUGGUCAGAUUUCGUGUGGGACUUUGAAACUCUCCCACAGUUUGGGAGGGAGGGAAAGAGUUGACUCGUGCAUUUGGGGUAAUGUGGAGGUAGACUUGGGGCUUCUGAGGUCUUUUCCCUCUUUUGUUCUCAAGCCUGUGGGUGUAAAUUCAUUAGGAGGAAGUGACGAGGAUGGCACCUGUGAGGAUGGCCCUGGCAAGCGUAGUCAGACAUCAGUAGUGUAAGUCUUUCCCUCCGCCUGUGCUCCCCUGGGAAGAGGGCUGCACUUCUGUGCACACGCACGCAUGUGUCUGUUUUGCUGACAGCAAUGCAUCCUAAUCUCUCAACACCAAGGGUAUUCCAAGCUGGAGGAUCUGUGUUACGGUGCAGUGUUUGUUUGGAAUGCCUGCUGGUAACUUGCCUACUGAGACAUGAAGACUGAGGCCCCUCGUCUUAUCCUUGGGAGUCUGGUAUUGAUAACCCACCUGCCUUUGAUAUUGACAUCACCUAAAACACUCGCCAUCCCUGAGAAGCUACAGCAAGCUGUGGGGAGAGUCAUUGUCAAUGCCACGGCCUGCACUGUUACCUGUGGCCUUGGCUACAAGGAGGAGACUGUCUGCGAGGUGGGUCCUGAUGGAGUGAGGAGGAAGUGCCAGUCCCAGCGUUUGGAGUGUCUGGCCAACUGGAUCUGUGGGAUGCUCCAUUUCACCAUUGCCCAUGGGGAGGAGUUUGAGCUGAGCUGUCUCAGCCCAGACAUCCUGGAGGUGGGACAGGAAGCUUUCCGCUUUACCUGGAAGCUUGCUCGGGGCAUCAUCUCUACUAAUGAUGAGGUUUUCAAACCCUUCCGAGCCAACUCUCACUUUCUGCGAUUUCACCCCGCCUAUGAGUACGACUCGGGGACAUACCGAUGUGAUGUGCAGCUGCUCAGAAACUUGAGAUUUGUCAAGAGGCUCUACUUUGGGCUGAGGGUCCUCCCUCCAAAGCUGGUAAACCUGAAUUUCCAUCAGUCCCUUACUGAGGACCAGAAGUUAGUCGAUGCAGGCUGGGAAGUUAAUCUGGACAACCAUUCUAAGCCCCACCUCCCAAAGUGGCAAAAGAAGGUGGCUUCAGCCUUGGGCAUAGGGAUUGCUUGUGGCGUGGUUGGCGGCGUGCUAGUGAGCAUUGCUGUCCAUGGCUUGCUGAAGAGGUUUGAUGACCACAACAGCCUUAGCAGCCUGUAACCUUUCAGCCAGCCUAUACGUGAGAGUGGCAAGAGAGGCCUCUCAGAGCCAUAGGGGUUGGCUAGGAAGCUUGGAGGAUGCGGCUUCUUCCCCAUACCACUGUGCAGGGCAGCAGGUUUUCUCAUACUGGCUGCUCAGGAGACCCACUGCAGGUUUGCUUCUGUUCCUAGGGGAGUUGUGUCUUCCAAGCUUGCUUUCCCCUCCACACCUCACGGUGUGUGUGCCACCACCUCCACUCCACUUCUGAACAGUGUGUACGAACCAGAAUGUACUAUUAGCAGAUUGGGUGGAAACUUUUUAUUUUUGUUCAAUAAAAACAAUUCACAGUAACUGUAUGGCAACUUAACCCUUUCUUAUUUUAUUUAAGGUUUCCCACAUGUAGAAACUGUCCCACAGUUGGCCUGGUUCUCAUUUCCUUGGGUUUCCUACAGCAUGCUUGGGACAGAUUGCUUUGUAUUGGCUGCCUGUGUGUUAUAAAGGCCAGUCGUCAGACAUGAGGUGGCUAGGAUGGCUUGGUUCAUAGCCUUUUCUGCAUGCCUUGGGCUCUUGAAUUUUGACUCAGAAUUUGAAGCAGUUGAGCAGAGAAGAGAACAAAAGACUUUCAGUUCCCUAGGUUCUGUGUGUCUCACUGCCCUGGGAAGGUGACGGAGAGGCUGACAAAAGGCAGGAGGUCUGUGGAGCACCUGGCAUGCCGGAAAGGCCCUGGUCAGAAAGCUAAGCAUCGACUGGAGGGAUC
Messenger RNA from Alexandromys fortis (reed vole), 4218 nucleotides. RefSeq names its product transmembrane protein 81 (gene Tmem81). NCBI's taxonomy places the organism in Eukaryota, Metazoa, Chordata, Mammalia, Rodentia, Cricetidae. The coding region runs from base 2694 to 3482 and encodes 262 amino acids. The transcript has 3 exons. The record is from RefSeq and is a predicted model, not a curated record.